AGAAAAAAAAACUUCAAAGUUAGAAUCCAAGGCACACCAGAGAGGAUAGCCCCACAUUAUCAUAAAUACAAUCAAUUAAUUUCCUACACCUUAUCAGAAAGCUAAUAAAAUCAAAGGAGCCCACCUUCUCCUUCAAUUAAGUUCCUCACUCACGCAUUUUGUGGGUCACACAAAACUCUUAUGACAUAUGUCCCUCCAAAUUUCUAACUUUUUCAACAUUCAAACCAUUUGAUUGUAACCAUUCUAAAUAUAUAAACUAUCGUAAUCCACUAAUAUUAUUGACGUAUGGAUAUCGCAUGAUGUAUACGUUUUACGACCCGUAUAUUCACAUACUUAAUGAUGAAAGACUUACAAGUCACAUUAUUUGUUGUUAUAUAAACCUAAAGACCUUAUAUUUCAUUCUAUCAUAUACUGUAAACUUGUUCCUCCUUAUCAUCCAAGUAUCUCAUCUUCAAACCCUAAUUUAAUAAUGUCCAUGAAAGGGAUCUCAUCAGCAGAACCAGAUAAGGUCUCCAAGAGAAUGUCUUCUCACAAGCGCACUGAUGCUUAUUCUGGCGAGCUCGACGUGUUCGAGGCCGCCGUAUACUUCUCCGGCUACAACGACUUCUCCUCAGGUGACCAUAGACACACACAAAAGUAUAGUUAUAACGCUGCGAGAGAGGAGAAUCGAAGGAGAUGGGGAAUAUUAGGAGGAGGGAGAAGAAGAAGCCUUGAUUUACCGAUGAGAUAUUCAGAGCAGGUGCAUCAUCUUCACCAAGAUCAUCCUGAGAAACAAGAUGUUACAAUAAUCAAAGAGAGGUUUGGUAACGUGAGACACAAGCAACCAAGCUCGCCUGGUGGGAGAAUCGCCAGCUUCUUGAACUCUUUAUUUCACCAAGCGGGCUCGAAGAAGAACAAGUCAAAGGCAAAGCCAACGGACCGAGAAGUCGAAGAUGAGAUCCCUGGAGGUGGAUGGAUGAGGAGGAGGAGAAGAAGCAGUAUUAGCCAUCUCUUAGGCUCAAGUAAAUCUAAUUCAACAGCCACAACGACAUCAUCAUCAUCAAAAUCUCUGUUCUCGUCGUCAAGCUCGGGUUUCAGAACUCCUCCUCCUUAUUUAAACACUCCCACCAAGAACUACAAGCAGUUCUUGAAUUUCACUUCUACCACAAACCAAGUGGAAGUACUGGAAGAAAAGAAAAUAAACAAAGAGUUGUCUUGGCUUGAUGAGAAACUUAGAGUGAUGGAAAACCUCUCAGAGAAAGAUAAGUUUUGGGCUGACCAUGAUGGUGAUAUUGAUGAUGAUGAUGAUGAUGAGGCCCGGAGAAUAAAGAGCAAGGGAAAGGAUGAUGAUGGAAUGGAGAGUGAUUCAAGUUCUGAUCUCUUUGAGUUGCAGAACUACGAGUUGUCUCGUGGAGGCUUGCCAGUUUACGAGACUACCAAUGUAGCUAACAUCAACAACACUCAUCUAUAAUCUUUGUCUUGGAGUGUCAUGAUGAAUCCAUCAGAUCUUGGUAAAAAACCCAUAAAACAAUAAUUAUAUUAGUUGUUCUUGUCUGAUCGAUUAUAUGUAAUAUUCUUUUGGAUUUCUUGGAUUUGAUUGUGGAAGGUUUUUUUGGUAUGAGAUCUGAGGGUAGAUUUGAUAAAUACCUUCUCUCACUUGGAUUUUGUUUCCAACUCGUUACGUGUAUUUUCCUGUAAAAUAUUUUUUUUGUAUAAAUAUUGUUAAUAUUUUAUCAUCAGAUUACGUGGU
Molecule: messenger RNA, 1729 nt
Organism: Brassica napus (rape)
Lineage: Eukaryota; Viridiplantae; Streptophyta; Magnoliopsida; Brassicales; Brassicaceae
Product: protein BIG GRAIN 1-like E
Exons: 1
Coding region: 470-1450 (326 amino acids)
Biological process (GO): auxin-activated signaling pathway
Source: RefSeq, a predicted model, not a curated record